Messenger RNA from Phytophthora megakarya, 2415 nucleotides. The record is from the annotation of a GenBank genome assembly. Lineage: Eukaryota; Oomycota; Peronosporomycetes; Peronosporales; Peronosporaceae.
AUGUGUAUUGACUAUCGACUUCUAUCCGCUAUCUCUCAUCUGCUAGUUGGUUUUGAGAAAGCACUCUGGUUCAUGAGCAUGGAUAUGGCCAGCGGGUUCUGGGCAAUCAGGAUGACAAGCCAAGUUGAUUUCAGCUUUCUGAUCAACAAUUGCCUGUGGGGAUUCGUGAGUCUGACACCAGAGGAGGAGGCGGAAGUAGACCAAGAAGUUUUGGAUUACCGGAAUCUGGACCCCCAGGAUGAUGGACCUCCAGGGUGUGGCACUCCAGUGUGUGGCACUCCAGGGUGUACUGGUUGCGAAGACGGCCACAUUUCUCGGUCUAUACCGACCCUGGCGGACCAAAUGACAGUGUUCAAGAGGAACAUCCCUGCUCCGACGCAGAUGUCACCUGUCUUAGGGCGCAGUUCGUAUAUCGACGAUAUCGUACAUGGCGCACCGACUUGGAAUGCGUUGUGUGCUGAUUGGGAUGCCUUGCUAUACAGGCUGCGGUAUUGGAACAUCUCAGUGAGUCUGCCGAAGAGCGAGUUCGGGAAAUUGUCCAUUCCGUAUUUGUCGCAUGAGAUUAGCGCUGAAGGAAUCAGGGCAACACCGAAGAUCGCUAAGGGUGUUCAGGAUUUACCGUUCCCAACUACAAUGAAGGGAGUGCAAACUUUCUUGGGCAGCCUGAAUUAUUACCAUAAAUUCAUAGACUAUCCUGUGAUUGCAGCCUCCCUGUAUGAACUCUCGGAUGGCCAAGUACGUUCAGGGCGAGAUCUAUCCAGGGCAAAGCAGGCGUUCGAAAUCCUGAAACACAAGAUCGUGUCGACCCCAGUAUUGAGGCACCCUGACAAGGCCAAACCGUUUGUUAUUGUACCCCAUGCAAAUCAAUGGACUGCCUGUGCAGUCCUGGGUCAAGAACAUGACGGUUUGAUCCAGCCAGUGCGUUUUACGGGGCGUGUUCUCCACGAUGCGGAGCUGAGAUACCACAUCGCCGAAAAAGAGGUCAUCGCCGUGUUGAGGGUACUACAGGUGUUCAGAACACUCAUUCAGGGCUGUCCUCUCAUUGUGUACACUAGACACUCGGUUCUGAAGUGGAUCAUGAAAUCCAAGACAGCAGAUGGGAGAUGCGUACCCUGGGGCGUUUUACGUUCGCAGUGGAAUCUGGACAUCAGGAAGAUCCAGCGAGACGAAGAUGGACUAGUUGCCAUCCUGGGUGCCGGCAUCACACCUCGGGAGCAUCUAGACGAAGUCGCCGAGGAGCUCAUCCCUACCAAUGGUCGUGCGAAACCGCCACCGAUAAUUAGCGUGGAGAUGUUGGAAGAUACCUUUGAGGGUGUCGUUUUAAUCUUUGAUGGUGCAGCCAAGAGAGACCAGGCAAGCUGUGGGUGUAUUUUGUGGAAACUCCCUGGAUGGAAAAUCUUGGAUGCACAGGGUUUCAUCCUGGAAGAUGUCACUAUGAAUGACGUCGAGUACUGCGGACUUUUGAACGGUCUAACCAUGGCACAGGCCAGGGGCGUCAGGGACCUCAUCGCUGUGGGUGACUUACGAAUUGUCAUCCAGCAAGUACAGGGUCUGAUCAACUCUAAUCAGCCUCACUUGCAAAGUUGUGAAGCAUUGAAAGCAAAGUUCGAUUUGGUGAGACUGGUACACGUCAAGUGGGACUUCAAUCAGGCAGCGGAUUACCUGACUUCCAAGACACUGUUGCUCUCCUGGAGUGUCCAAGAAGACGGAGAACGUCAACACCUGGAACAAGUAUCCAAGAUUCAAGAGAAGUUGAUGAAGUCAGCCGAGAGUCACCUGGUGACCGGUCAUUCAGGAUUGAUUUUCACCCAGGGUGAAGGAGGCUGUUCAGACAUUCCUGGAUGCCCCUCUGCCCUGGAUGUCAUGGCGGCUCCACUGCCACAUGCAGCCAAAAUCUUGGUUGCUGUGACACGGGCUAACCAACCGGCGUCAUCAGAACCGCUCGACCCUCUAGAUUAUCAACGAGAGAGGUGGCGGCGAAUCAGGGUGCAUCAGGAACAAGACGAAUAUUUGUGCGAUUUGAGAGAUUUCCUGAACGGAGAAGUCGAUUGUUUCACGUUACGCCGGUUGCGGAAGAUCGCCAAGGUCGCAGACCUGUUUGCUCUGGAUGCCCGUGGUGUGCUGUAUCGGUUAGCCCAGUUCACCCGAGUGCCGGCCACCCUGAGAGAUGACGUCUUACAUUAUGCCCACGAGGAUUUUCAGGGUGGACACCAGGGCAUCAAACGGACUCACGACAAGUUGUGCUCUGAAUUCUACUGGCCCGGGAUGUAUGCAGACGUAGAACGGUACGUGGAACGGCACGUAAACGUGUGUGUGGAUUGUGCGAGCGGCAAAGGACAUCCGUCUAACCCGGUCCAUCUCCGGGAAACAUCAAACCAAGACGACCAUUUGAGGUGGUCUCGAUGGAUUUCAUGA